GAAGGUCGGAAGAUGGCGGAAAAUUUGAAAGGUCAAUUUUGUAGGGUUGCAUGUAUUGCUACUUCACAGCAGCUGGAGACGCUCUGUCGAGAGCAGGGUGUGAUAUGCAAUGAGAUGGGCAUCAACAAACAAAAUCUGUGUGAUUAUGAGGUGGAAUACCUCUGUGACUACAAAAGAAACAUCAUCAACGAGGGGAGGACACAAACAACACAGGAGUUAUUCUUGGUGAAAUGGAGGGGCUACCCCGAAUCCAGCAACACAUGGGAGCCACGGAAGAACCUGAAGUGCGUAGAUCUGCUUAACCAGUUCUGGGAGGACCUGAAUGCAGAAAUGCAGAGACAGAAGAAGCGUGUCAUCCCCAAAAAGCUAGACGCCGGCACUGCGUUCCACCUCGUCCAGCGGGCAAAACUCAGGCAGACCCUUGCACUGUGGGAGGUGCACCUCAACAGCUUGGGUGCCCACAAAGGCCACAUUUACGUCAGGAACCAGAUCGACCUAGAAGGCCCACCUAAGACCUUCACAUACAUAAAUGACUAUAAAGUUGGUGAUGGGAUCAUGCUCAAUGAAGUGGCUGUGGGCUGUGAUUGCACAGACUGCCUGGGCAGCCCCGCGGAUGGCUGCUGUGCUGGAGCUUCGCAGCACAAGUUUGCUUACAAUGAAUUGGGCCAGGUGCGCAUUCGGCCAGGGUUGCCCAUUUAUGAGUGCAACAAACGGUGCCGCUGUGGCCUGGAUUGCCCCAACAGAAUAGUGCAGAGGGGCAUUCGAUAUUCCCUCUGCAUUUUUAGGACAGACAAUGGUAGGGGCUGGGGGGUGCGAACCAUGGAACGCAUUCGCAAGAACACUUUCGUCAUGGAGUAUGUUGGGGAGAUCAUUACAACAGAGGAAGCAGAACGGAGAGGUCAUGUGUAUGAUAAAGAAGGAGCAACCUACCUUUUUGACUUGGAUUAUGUGGACGACGAAUACACGGUGGAUGCUGCUCACUACGGAAACAUCUCCCACUUUGUCAACCACAGCUGUGACCCCAACCUCCAGGUAUAUAAUGUGUUUAUUGAGAACUUGGAUGAGCGACUGCCACGGAUAGCAUUUUUCGCCACACGUGGCAUAAAGGCAGGAGAGGAGCUCACCUUUGACUACAAAAUGAAGAUCGAUCCAGUAGAUGCCGAGAGUGAAAAGAUGGAUUCUAAUUUCAGUUUGACAGGACUUCCAGGUUCUCCUAAGAAACGCAUGCGCAUGGAGUGCAAAUGUGGGGUUGCGACAUGCAGAAAGUACCUUUUUUAGAGGUUGUUGCCACACUGAGUCCAGAUAAACAUCUUUGGUAUGGCAAAUGUUUCGGAAGGUAUUAUCAAAUACCUCAUUGAAUUUAAGAUUUUUGUUUUAUUCUUUUUUAUUAUUAUUUCCCCAAGAUCAACUUCAGCUUUUCAUUCAAUGAGUGAAGUAAUGUAAUAACUGUUAAUUGUCAGUCAGUAAAAAAUAAAAAUCAUAUUUGGGAUAAUGCUCAAAAGUUGUGACACCAUGGGGACCAUAUGGGACAUUUUAAAUGUACAGAUGUUUGUAUUUUUUCUUUUUCCUCAAAAUUGUCAUAAAUGUACAAUUUAUCAGUUUUAAGUAGAUUGAUUGUCCUGCUUUUAUUUGUAAAAAAAUUUCCUUUUAACAAUCUUUUGUAGCAUUAAUUUUUUUUUACUUUUGUAGCCCUGUUUUUAACAAGUAUCUUUAUUAGGUGCCUGUUCAGUGUAAAAUAUCAAUGCUUUAAAAUGCCCUUUACUUAAAGGAAUAGUUCACCCAUGAAAAUGAAAAUUCUCUCAUUAUUCACACACCCUCAUGGCAUCCCAGAUGUGUAUGACAUUCUUUCUUCUGCAGAAUAUAAAUGAAGAUUUUUUGAAAAAUAUUUCCAGUCUGUGCAUACAAUGCAAGUGAAUGAGUGCCAAAAUGUUGAUGCCCCAAAAAGCACAAAGGCAUUAGAAAAGUAAUCCAUACGACUCCAGUGUUUUAAUUAAUAUCUUCAGAAGCGGUAUGAUAUGUGUGGGUGAGAAACGGAUCAGUAUUUAAAUCCUUUUUUUUUUACCAGAAAUUCUUCUCCAUGCCCAGUAGGGCGGCGAUAUGCAUGACGAUUUUGAAUCACCAAAAAUGCAAGAAGACUGUGAAAGUUAAAGUGGAGAUUAACUGAGCAGGGAGGAGAAUUUAUAAUAAACAAAGAAAAGGACUUAAAUACUGUUCUGUUUCUCACCCACACCUAUCAUAUCAUUUCUGAAGACAGUGAUUUAACCACUGGAGUCUUAUGGAUUACCUUUAUGCUGACUUCUAAAAAUCUUUAUUUGAGUUCAGCGGAAGAGAGAAAGUCAUACACAUCUGGGAUGGCAUGAGGGUGAGUAAAUUACAAAUGUUUGGGUGAACAUUCCCUUUAAAGCAUAUAAUGAUUUUGUCUUGAAAUAUUCACCAGGGGGUGAAAUUGUACUAUUAUUGUACAAAGGCGCAACAUUAUCAGACUGAGGAAUGGUGGACCAACACAAGUUGCAGUCUUUUAUACAUGCAUAAUGUUGUCUUUAUGGAUUUUAUUUGUAUAUAGUCUAACAAUCCAUGUGUCAAAAUAUAUUCAUUUUACUAUCAAUUUGGUCUUUCUGAGGCUGUAUUUGAGAGCUGGACUUUAAACAAAAGGAUGUAUGAAUAAGCAGAAGAGCUUGAAUGCUGUUUUUUACAGAUCUAUCUGCUAGCUACUACUAUCCAGGCAGUUUUCAGAGCAGGACAGUGCAACUUUGGGAUGUUGAGUUAGAUUCAUUUGAUAGGACAGUCUCAGGAAUGUGUCAUCCUCAUUAAAGUAACAGAGUAAAACAAAAUAUGUGCAUAUGUAUAUAUUUAAAAUUUACCACUUGCUAUUUUUAUUAGUUUUGUAUUGGGGGCUAGUUGCCUUGAUGUUGUCACAUGACUUCACAUUUAUGUCAGAGCAGACACAUGCAUGUUCAACAUAAACUUGAGAACAUGUUUGGUGUCCUUGAUUAUUAAAUCAUAUCAUGAGUUCCAUUGCGCUGUGAAUAUUGUUUGUAUAAUGUCAAUACCAAAGUUUCAAUCAUUUUGAUUAAUCAUCCUAAUAUGUGAAAGGAUGUACACUAAAAGACAAAUAAAUUAA
Molecule: messenger RNA, 3121 nt
Organism: Xyrauchen texanus (razorback sucker)
Lineage: Eukaryota; Metazoa; Chordata; Actinopteri; Cypriniformes; Catostomidae
Product: histone-lysine N-methyltransferase SUV39H1-like
Exons: 6
Coding region: 13-1278 (421 amino acids)
Cellular component (GO): nucleus
Molecular function (GO): zinc ion binding; histone H3K9 methyltransferase activity; protein binding
Source: RefSeq, a predicted model, not a curated record